Messenger RNA from Sorex fumeus (smoky shrew), 2246 nucleotides. RefSeq names its product rabphilin 3A like (without C2 domains) (gene RPH3AL). Gene Ontology annotation, biological process: intracellular protein transport. The transcript is spliced from 9 exons. Gene Ontology annotation, molecular function: small GTPase binding. The record is from RefSeq and is a predicted model, not a curated record. The coding region runs from base 127 to 1029 and encodes 300 amino acids. Lineage: Eukaryota; Metazoa; Chordata; Mammalia; Eulipotyphla; Soricidae.
UGUUGCUAAGGGCUCCCUGGAAUAGUAACACCGGCUGGAGGCCCUCGGCCGCGGCAGGCAUCGGAGCUGCAGGGAGGAUUGACUCGGAGCAGAUGUGACUCCCCGCCUGGCUGGGCCCCCUGAGCCAUGGCUGACACCAUCUUCGGCAGUGGCAGUGACCAGUGGGUUUGCCCGAACGACCGGCAGCUGGCCCUGCGAGCCAAGCUGCAGGCCGGCUGGUCCGUGCACACCUACCAGUCAGAGAAGCAGAGGAAGAGCCAGCGCCUGAGCCCAGCGGAGGUGGAGGUCAUCCUGGCGGUGAUUCAGCGGGCGGAGCGGCAGGACGUGCUGGAGCAGCAGAGGAUUGGGCGGCUGGUGGAACGGCUGGAGACCAUGCGGCGCAAUGCGAUGGGGGAUGGCCAGUCCCAGUGCCUGCUCUGUGGGGAAGCGCUGGGCCUCCUGGGCAGCGCGUCCGUGUUCUGCAGAGACUGCAGGAAGAAAGUUUGCACCAAGUGUGGCAUCGAGGCCUCCCCCGGCCACAAGCGGCCCCUGUGGCUGUGUAAGAUCUGCAGUGAGCAGAGAGAGGUCUGGAAGAGGUCGGGAGCCUGGUUCUUCAAAGGGCUCCCCAAGUACAUCCUGCCACUCAAGACUCCCGGCCGGGCGGAUGACCCCCACCUCCGACCUCUGCCCGUGGAGCCAGCCGAGCAGGAGCCCCCCCGGAGCACAGAGACCAGCCGUGUGUACACAUGGGCCCGAGGACGAGUGGUUUCCAGCGACAGUGACAGUGACUCAGAUCUCAGCUCCUUCAGCCUGGAAGACACACCACCGCCCCCCAGGGUCAGGGACCUGAAGGACGACAGGGAAGCAGGUGGCAGCCCGGCGUCCCCCAGAGCAGGGUUCACCUACCCAGCCAGCCACCUCUCCGGGAGCCAGAGCAGCCUGGCCAGCGAGGCGGGAACCGGCGGUACAGACCCUCAAGGGGGCACCCCACUCUCAUCAGACACUAAGGGAUCUGGCCAAAGGCGGCCCCGGGCAGGUCCCCGCCGUUGACGGGACCCCACAUCCCCCUCCGAGCCGAGCAGCAGAGGCCUGCUGGGGGCCUGGCACCCACGACCCAGCGCAGGUGACAGAUGACGUGGCACUGCUCCCUCCGCCCCGGACGCCACCUCUGACCCCACAGACCAGUGUUUGGGAGCCCGAGUCUGCUCCCCCCACCAGUGCCUUUCGACGCCCCCUCUCCCACCUCCCCAGCCCCACCACGCAUCCCGGUCUUUCUUUAUUGUUCUCUCACUCCAGCCCUGGUACCUGGGGUCCACCUCACUGCUUGCUUCUCUCGGGUCGGCUGGGGGCUGCAGACCCUGCCACAGGGUACACUCCCUCUCCAGGACCCUUCUCUUGCUCUGCACACGGGGAACAAAAACCCCCACUUCAGAGCUGAGUGAGGGGCAAGAGCACAGGUGAGGUGAGCAGACCCCCAUGUGUCCCCGCAGCUCCAGGGCAGAGGGGGCACUGUGGUUUCUAGACCCCCCCCCGGGAUGGCCUUCCCAGAUCUCUGUCUCCCCUGAUUUUUUUCUGCUGGGAAGGGUCCUGCUGACCCCUGAACCCCCCACAGUGGAGCAGCUGAGCUGAAACUACCCUAAGUCACUCACUCUUCUCGUCCUUAGGAUUAGUUUGUCAUAAAAAUAUAUAUAGAAUAAAAUUUAAAAUCCUGAGAUGGAGCAAUAGUACAGCAGGGAGGUGCUUGCCUUGUGUGUGGCUGACCCAGGUCAAUCCCCAACAUCCCACACGGUCCCCUGAGCCCUGCCAGGAGUGAUCUCUCAGCACAGAGCCCGGAGUAACCCCUGAGCACAGCUGGGAGUGGGCCAAAACAGGCAAAAAGUUUUUAAUACAGAGCCUUAAUUCGAAGCUCAGGCAAGGCCGGGAGGCGGCUCUGGGCUAGUGCAUGGCCUCCCCGGGUGAGGUCUGGGCACUGUCCCCAGGACCACCAGCCAUAGUGGCCCCAACAACAACCACAGCAGAAAAAUAGAAUGAAAGGAGCAGAUGCUUCUGGAAACCCCUUCCCUGAGAGCAAGCCUGAGAAUGUGGUUUGUGUGUCUGGGUCCCACCCACCCCUCCUCGUCCAGUCCUGGAAGGGCCACCCACCCCUCCUCCGAUCCUGGAAGGUCCUUCUCAGCCAAGUUCUCAGCCCCCUCAUUUGCUACUUUGUCCUUGUCCCUGGUAGACACUGAAGAAAAACAGCAUAUCUCUGUGGCAACCUAUGCUUCAGA